AUGGAUUCGCCGCUCGAUAAUGCCCUACGACAAGCUCUGGAUGGACGUAUGGAUCGUGGCACUCCAUUGUUUGACCUCGCGAAGUCUACGCCUACCGCAGCACCCGACCUCUUCUCCAAUGACUACUUGUCGAUUACCUCCGACCCUGAGCUGAGCAGAUCGUUUCUAGAGAAGCUCGCACAAGAAUCUGCCACGCUCGGAGCAGGAGGAUCUCGUCUUUUGGGUGGAAACCCCCUAGCACAUGUGCAAUUCGAACUCCGAAUGAAGGAGAUCUUCAGCACCGAAGCAGCACUUCUCUUCAAUUCUGGCUACGAUGCCAACACAGCAUUUUUCAGUUCCCUGCCACAAGCAGGGGAUGCCAUAAUCUUUGACGAACUUGUUCAUGCCUCUGCGAGGGAUGGAAUGUCUGUCUCGCGAGCUAAAGAUGCUCUAUACCCGUUUUCCCAUAACUCGGUGCUAUCUCUCAAACAGACCCUUUGCGUAGUUCUCCAACAGCACCCAAACAUAGCGCAAGGGAAAGGAACUGCGUUCUUUGCCGUGGAAAGUCUGUACAGCAUGGACGGAGACCUUGCGCCGCUGCCUGAGAUGCUGAAUUCGAUCGAUGAGCUCAUUCCUAAGAACUGUUCACAUAUUGUUGUUGACGAAGCUCACGGAACUGGUCUCUAUGGCGAGGGCGGGCGAGGAAUCGUCUCCAUGCUAGGGCUUGGUCAUCGCGUUCAUUCCGUUCUGCACACAUUCGGAAAGGCUCGCGGAUUUUCCGGUGCCGUUCUCCUCACUUCUGUACUCGUGAAGAGCUAUAUAACGAAUUAUGCUAGGCCGUUCAUAUACACUACAGCCUUACCUCGUACCCAUAUAGCAGCCCUAAAUGCUUCCUUUGACUAUGUCAUGAACCAGAAAGGUCAAGACAGAAGGGACCGUUUGCAGGAACUCUGCCGCUUCUUCGAAUCGCACCUUCGCGAAGCAGUGAAAAUGGUGGAUGCGAAGUUUAUCAGUCUUCCGCCGAGGAAUGUUCCAGAGGGAUAUCCGGAAGGGAUUCGCACGCCUAUCUUCCCCAUAUUAACACCAAUGCCGCUCAGUCUUGCGAAACAUAUACAAUCUUUGGGAUAUGCAUGCUAUGCUAUACCACACCCCGCCGUUCCCAAGGGACAAGAGAGAAUUAGGGUGAUUGUGCAUGCAGAAAACACUGAGUCCGAGUUGGUAGACUUCAUCAAGCAGUUAUUAGACUGGGUUGCAGUCCAGAGACAAGCCCAAAUUGACGGCAAAUCUUUGAACAUCCAUUUAGCCCGUCUAUGA
Fomitiporia mediterranea MF3/22 is the source of this 1293-nucleotide messenger RNA. Its product is annotated as PLP-dependent transferase. Gene Ontology annotation, biological process: biosynthetic process. Lineage: Eukaryota; Fungi; Basidiomycota; Agaricomycetes; Hymenochaetales; Hymenochaetaceae. The transcript is spliced from 4 exons. Gene Ontology annotation, molecular function: pyridoxal phosphate binding; transferase activity. The record is from RefSeq and is a predicted model, not a curated record. Bases 1 to 1293 code for a protein of 430 amino acids.